AUGCUCGAGACCGACACCACAACCACAGCCACAACCACAACCACGCCCCUGCGACUGCAGAACGGCCAAGUCUUGGAGGUGAAAUCGAAUUCUUCGGUGGAGGCAGACGAGAUCCCCAUCAUCGAUGUGGCGGGAAUCUAUAGUGAGGACAUCCAAGUGCGGAAGGCGGUAGCGGAACAGAUUCGAGAGGCAUGCCACCGAAUUGGAUUCUUUUACGCGAUCAACCACGGAGUCGAUCCUAAAUACUCAGAAGAAGCCUUCCAUCAAGCCAAGCGCUUUUUUGCACAGCCAGUCGAAAAGAAACUGGAGCUUGACACCGCGAAUGUCCCAGACGAGUACUUUGGAUACUUCCCCAUGGAGACGAACAGCAGGAGCGGCGCCAAAAAGAAGGAUCUGAUGGAAGCAUUCAAUUUCGGCUAUGCCGCCAAAGAAGAUCCCUGGUCGACCUCUGACGACGAGGGCAACAGCGUCUGGCCCUCUGACCUGCCCGGGUUCCGGGAGGGUAUGUACCAGUACCACACCGCCCUGCUGAUGUUUGCCCGCAAGAUGAGCCGCAUAUUUGCGCUGGCACUGCACCUGCCGGAAGACGCCUUUGACGAUUAUAUCAAGAAGCCCGAUGCCGCGAUGAGGAUCCUCCACUAUCCACAGCAGGAGGCGUCGGUGGACGACCAGAACGGAAUCGGAGCUCAUACCGACUUCGAAUGCUUCACCAUUGUCACCCAGGACGAUAGCGGCGGACUGGAGGUUCUGAGCAAGAGUGGGCAGUGGAUUCGGGCAAAGCCGGUUCCGGGGUCGUUUGUGGUCAACAUCGCAGACUGCUUCAUGCGGCAGACGAACGACUUCUUUGUCUCUACCGUGCACCGGGUCAUCAACAAGAGCGGGCGCGAGCGAUAUUCCAUCCCUUUCUUUUACGGCUUCGACCGGACCAAGAAGCUGGAGGCGGUGCCGACCUGCGUGUCUGCGGACAAUCCAAUGAGGUAUCCGAUCAUGACAUCGGGCGAGUACGUGCUUUGGAGGGCUCAGCUGGCGAAGGGGGCCGGGACGUACUAG
Molecule: messenger RNA, 1050 nt
Organism: Capronia epimyces CBS 606.96
Lineage: Eukaryota; Fungi; Ascomycota; Eurotiomycetes; Chaetothyriales; Herpotrichiellaceae
Exons: 3
Coding region: 1-1050 (349 amino acids)
Source: RefSeq, a predicted model, not a curated record